This is a messenger RNA of Rana temporaria (common frog), 1224 nucleotides long. RefSeq names its product MAM and LDL-receptor class A domain-containing protein 1-like. The record is from RefSeq and is a predicted model, not a curated record. NCBI's taxonomy places the organism in Eukaryota, Metazoa, Chordata, Amphibia, Anura, Ranidae. The transcript has 11 exons. The coding region runs from base 16 to 1224 and encodes 402 amino acids. Gene Ontology annotation, cellular component: membrane.
CAAUAUAACUCAUAAAUGUUAUCUGUGUUUCCUAAAACAGAUGUAUGCCAUAUAGAUUGUUCUUUUGAUGUGAACUUGUGUAACUGGAAACAAUCAACGAGUGAUAACAUGGACUGGAUACACUGGAAUGGCUCAACCCCUUCCGAUUUUACUGGACCAUCAUUUGACCACACAACAGGAUAUGGCUACUAUCUAUACAUUAAUGGACAGGAUUCAGAAGAGGGAGACUUUGCAAGAUUGGAGAGUCCUGCAAAUUGUUUCACUGGAACUCAUUGCUUACAGUUUUGGUAUCACAUGUAUGGAGCAGCAAAAUACAUGAUGCUGAGGGUGUCAGUACUAAGAGAUUAUGGUUUGGAAGAUGUCUUCACUAUAGAAGGAGAUCAUGGGGACAUGUGGUAUUUAGAGAAGAUUUUCCUGCCUGAAAGUGAUAUUAUCCAGAUUUUCAUUGAUGGUGUCAGAGGUGAAGAUUUCCGCAGUGAUGUUGCUAUAGAUGAUAUUUCUUUUUACCCAGGAUAUUGUACUGCAGCAACAACUACCACCACCACCACUGUAACUACAAAACCGACAGGUUCUACUGUGUCAUCAACUAAAACCACAUCAUCACCAGAUGUAUGCCAUAUAGAUUGUUCUUUUGAUGUGAACUUGUGUAACUGGAAACAAUCAACGAGUGAUAACAUGGACUGGAUACACUGGAAUGGCUCAUCCCCUUCCGAUUUUACUGGACCAUCAUUUGACCACACAACAGGAUAUGGCUACUAUCUAUACAUUAAUGGACAGGAUUCAGAAGAGGGAGACUUUGCAAGAUUGGAGAGUCCUGCAAAUUGUUUCACUGGAACUCAUUGCUUACAGUUUUGGUAUCACAUGUAUGGAGCAGCAAAAUACAUGAUGCUGAGGGUGUCAGUACUAAGAGAUUAUGGUUUGGAAGAUGUCUUCACUAUAGAAGGAGAUCAUGGGGACAUGUGGUAUUUAGAGAAGAUUUUCCUACCUGAAAGUGAUAUUAUCCAGAUUUUCAUUGAUGGUGUCAGAGGUGAAGAUUUCCGCAGUGAUGUUGCUAUAGAUGAUAUUUCUUUUUACCCAGGAUAUUGUACUGCAGCAACAACUACCACCACCACCACUGUAACUACAAAACCGACAGGUUCUACUGUGUCAUCAACUAAAACCACAUCAUCACCAGUGUUUCCUAAACAAUGUGGCUAUAUCAAUUCUGACAGCCUGCUCAUUUGA